AUGUACCAUCGCCAAAGCGAAGGCGCUCGAGAUCGCAAGACUCGGGCGCUCACAGUGGUGUCCGUUCCUAUUGACACCACUUCGCAGCGAGGUACCAGUACUUCUGUCGGCCUGUUGCAGGAAGAGCGGGACCGCAACGUGUUGCGUCUCGCUCCCGAAAAGAAAGCAUAG
Molecule: messenger RNA, 171 nt
Organism: Peronospora matthiolae
Lineage: Eukaryota; Oomycota; Peronosporomycetes; Peronosporales; Peronosporaceae
Source: the annotation of a GenBank genome assembly